This is a messenger RNA of Blepharisma stoltei, 700 nucleotides long. NCBI's taxonomy places the organism in Eukaryota, Ciliophora, Heterotrichea, Heterotrichida, Blepharismidae. The record is from the annotation of a GenBank genome assembly.
AUGGAAAUACCUGAUGAUAAAGGCAAAAGCACUCCUGAAAAUUCGACAAUAGAUACCAAAAAAAUCAGAUGAUCACACAAGCCACAAAUAAUGACUUGCAAGCAUUGUGACUAUAAAGGACUAACUUUCAUUCACAUUUCAAUUUAAAAAAAAUAACUAAAUUAUUUUUUAGAAACAAUUUAUGCAUAAGAUGUAAGUAAAUGUGAGUAUGAUAGUGGAUUUAUUGCAUGACUAAUGUGUGGAGCAUGCAUUAUGGUCGGAUGUGUAUUUUGUUGCUGCUUAUGCCCAUUUUGUAUUGAAGGCCUCAAAAUUUGUCAUCAUAUAUGUCCACACUGCAAUAAACUUGUAGGAUCACACCAUCCAGGUGGGCGGCUUAUGGAUUUCUGUGGCUCUGCUAAGGGCAAUUGGAGAGAUUGAUACCAUGGAUCAAUUUCAUUGAGUCUAUCGAGUGUUAAAGCACAUUCCUUCCACAGCUACAGGAAAAACUACCCUCUUGUAGUCUGGAUCCAAACCUUAGUUUCUCUGUAGAGGAAUGCCCAUGGGUCCUAGGGCCCAAAGGACGUUGUUAGGCACCAUCUUUUGAGCCUGCACUUGAUUAUCGACUUGGAGUCCGUCCCAGUUCGCCGUAUCCAUAAGGCCCAAUAGGGCAGGUUGACACAUGUCGCCAUUUUUAUAUAUUGACCAUUCAGGUAAGCUAUAA